ACGCACAGAUUAAAAGCGCAGAUUUAACGAUGCCAAACUGGAAAUAAUGCGUUUAGUGAGUUUUUUUCCAAUUGAAUUUGGAGACAUUUUAGAGAGUAUGCUGCCUCGCAGCCGCUGACGCUGCAGUUGUCUGAGGAAAGGCAGCAGACACUGUACGUAGAACAUUUACAAGGCACAAACUCACGUAUAUGGAUGGCGAUUUAUACACAUUUAAUUUCAAUUUCAAUUCAAAGUGAAAAUUUUUUCAUUCUAGAGAUCAGUUCGAACUAUACAACGACAACGUUUAAACGUGCGUAACGGUUGGAAAACGAAACAUUUUUUUUUUAUAUAUAAAAGAAAGAAAAACAAACGAGAAACGGAAAUCCAAAGAAGUUUAAGUGAAAGUGAAAUUUCAAAAUGGCUCUGUAAGAAAUUAGGAAGUUGGAAAUAAUCUGAGAAUUGUGAAAAAAGAAAAUUCUUGUAAAAUAUGUCUGCCAUAAUGAAAUAUUUAAAAAUUUUACUUUUUUUAAAUUUAUGGCUGCUAUGUCAUUGUAAAGCCCAUGAUAAUGGCUUAAAAAUAAAUACCGAUCUAACGGCGGGCAUUAUCGGUGAUGUGAGUGCUGACAAUACGAAACAAAUUUUAGGCGAUUCCUUAAAUCCCUCCACAAAUCAUACACAAAAUGUCCAAAGUUCUAUUUUGGCUAGUGCUUCGCUGGAAGAUAAGCAUAUUUGUACACGCGAAGAAGAAUAUGUGGAACAAAUACGUUCGCCCUCAAUGCAGCCAGUGAAAAUACGUACCUCCACCUGGUGUUUGGAAUUUCCACCGCGUUGCUCGAAUUAUCAAACGGAAAUGCGAGAGAUUGUUAAAGUACAGAAUGUAACUAAGACACGAACCAUACGAUUUUGCUGUGCCGGCUAUGAUGGAAAUUUAUCGAUGAACGAUACCGUUUGCAAGCCUGUUUGCCGCAGUGGUUGUGGACGAGGUUUUUGCUUAAAACCUGAUAUUUGCAGUUGUGAACCGGGUUAUAUGGGAAAGCAUUGUACACAACGUUGUGACCACGACCAUUGGGGCUUGGAAUGCAAGAAUGUCUGUCAGUGCCAUAACGGAGCAGCCUGUGAUAAUAAAUCCGGCACAUGUCAUUGUGCCAUUGGUUGGACGGGAGAAUUUUGCGAAAAACCCUGCCCAAUGGGCACCCAUGGUGUUAUGUGCCGCAAAGCUUGUGAAUGUGAAAAUAAACUUUGCCACCCCCAAACGGGCGCCUGUGAAGUUCCAGCCACUAAUGCUCCACUCGCUCCCAAUGCCACCCAUGCCAUGAUAGCCACUCUAAAUUCCACCAUUGUAAAUAUAACCCACAAUCUGGAUCGAAUAGCGAAAAAUAUUGUCAGUAUUGCCACCAGCACUACAACAGAAAUGGCCCAUAUACCACAACUCAUGGAGGUGACCACCACCAGCAUACCCACAGUGCCUGAGGUUAUAGUCAUCAAACAAGAUGGCGAAGUGCCACAUACUCCCAAGAUUAUUGUACAUCAACCAGGUCAGGGAUUGCUGGAUAAUCUGCAUACAGCAGCCAAGACACCAGAGGUGAUACACGUCAUAACAGGUUGGCCGGGUCAACAGCAGCAACACCAUAAUAUAACCCAAGAGGAGAAAAUCAAUUUGGCCGGUUUUGGACUACAUCCAGCUAGCAAAGAGGAGAUAUCCAAUACAAAUGAAGCCCACAAUUCAGAACAUGAGAAUAGUUUGCUAACCACUCUGCUGGUUAUAUUGCUUAUCAUAAUGUUGGCCAUAGGCAUGGGUUUUCUGUAUGUCUAUAGGCGAUAUCACCUGCAAAAGGCCCAGGUAGAGGCAGCUUUGGCGGCGCGUAGUGUCAGUUUGGUACCCACACCGAAUUCACCCAUUAUCAUAACACCACCGCCGCCGCCCUUACAGGCCUAUAAGAAUGAUCAGCUUUUGCAGGAUCUGAACAAUGUAGGCGGAGGAGGGGGUGGUGUAGGCCCAGCUGGUUCCUUGGGUAAAAGUUUUUUAAAGCCCCUGCCCGAUCUGCCGGCCUUUACGCAGAUGGUACGCAAUAAAAUCGAGGGACCCGACUUGUAUGAUUCGCCCAGUAAUAGUUCCUCCAUCACCAUAUCGCCAGUACCCACCAUUAAUUCAUAUGCCUAUGCCCGCAAGGAAUCCCUUUACUCAGUGGUCACCCCAAAGUCACGCAAAGGCAGCAUGGACUCGCAUCUCUAUGAUGAGAUACGUUAUCCAACGGCCAUGCAGCAUCACCAUUCACAGCAUCAUCAUCAACAUCAUCAGAGUCAGCAUGGUCACCACCACCAGCAGCAGCAGCAGCAACCACAUAUGCAGCAUCACUCCACUCAGCACAAUGUUUAUAUACCACAGCAUCAACCACAUUAUCCCACCUUGAUGCAACAUCAACAAGCACAGCAGCUGCAGCAGCUACAGUCCCCAGCACACACACAAAAUCCCAGUCAUUCCAAUUCCAGUCAGGGCACUCAUGGACCAACCAAUGCCACCGCCACUUCGAGCAGCACCACUCACCAUAUCUCACAUUUGAUAAUACCACCGCAGAAUACAAAAUAUCUUCAAGUGCCUCAACUCACUCAUUCAUCCCAUAAGGUCGCCCAUAUUUAGAAAUUUGUCAUAAAACACUCCUUUUUUUCUAAUAAUGCAAAUAAUAAGCAAUAAUUGUAUGAUCAAUAAGAUUGUGUAAUCGUUUAUAUUUAUGAAA
This is a messenger RNA of Stomoxys calcitrans (stable fly), 2714 nucleotides long. RefSeq lists its product as uncharacterized. Lineage: Eukaryota; Metazoa; Arthropoda; Insecta; Diptera; Muscidae. Gene Ontology annotation, cellular component: membrane. Gene Ontology annotation, molecular function: protein binding. The transcript is spliced from 5 exons. The record is from RefSeq and is a predicted model, not a curated record. Bases 467 to 2617 code for a protein of 716 amino acids.